This is a messenger RNA of Lathyrus oleraceus (garden pea), 612 nucleotides long. RefSeq lists its product as uncharacterized. Gene Ontology annotation, molecular function: nucleic acid binding; zinc ion binding. The record is from RefSeq and is a predicted model, not a curated record. NCBI's taxonomy places the organism in Eukaryota, Viridiplantae, Streptophyta, Magnoliopsida, Fabales, Fabaceae. Bases 1 to 612 code for a protein of 203 amino acids. The transcript has a single exon.
AUGAGAUUGAAACAGAGGAACUUAAAAAGGGAGAAGGUAGUUGAACAAGCAUUGCAUGUAAGAUUCAUAAAGAAGUAUGGAAAAGAAAAGGUGAAGCAAAUAAAGAAUCUUGCUAAUGAUGAGAAUUCAAGCAAGAAUUUAAAGAAUCACACUGAUUCAAUCAAGAAAGGAUUGUAUAACAAAUAUUCAAUGAAGAUAGUUGACAGGAAGGAGGUCCAAUGCUACAAUUGUCAAAGACUUGGUCGUUAUGAAAGAGACUGUAAAUUUCCCAAGAAGUCGAGGACAAAAGGAAAGGAAUAUGUUCAGUUUGCUCAUGCAGGAGGAAGUGAUUCAGAUGAUGUGAUGCUAAUGGCUAAUACUCAAACUAGUGAUGAUCUAGCUAGGGUGUGGUGUUUGGAUUCAGGAUGCAACAAUCACAUGACUGGCAAUAAAAGAUGGUUCAUCAUGUUGGGUGAAUCAGUUAAGAAGGAAAUUAGAUUUGUAGAUGAGAGGCAUUUUACAUCAGAAGAAAAAGGAAAUAUCAAAGUAGUGAUAAAAGACGGUCAGAAGGCAGUCAUCAUUGAUGUCCUAUAUGCGCCCUCUAUAACAAGUAACCUGAUUAGAAUUGAUUAG